Molecule: messenger RNA, 1139 nt
Organism: Arabidopsis lyrata subsp. lyrata
Lineage: Eukaryota; Viridiplantae; Streptophyta; Magnoliopsida; Brassicales; Brassicaceae
Product: pentatricopeptide repeat-containing protein At4g38150
Exons: 1
Coding region: 22-1029 (335 amino acids)
Molecular function (GO): protein binding
Source: RefSeq, a predicted model, not a curated record
UCUUAUACCCUUAUAGAGUAAAUGACUUUUAUAUCCCUCAAUCCUUGUCGCGUGACUAAACCCUUCCCUUCUUCUCUUCUCUUUGAAAGAACCCUAACUUUUUCGAAUCAGCGGCAGAUAACGAUGGUGCCCUCCUCGAAAGCCGUCGUUUUUGCAAGGCAGAUGGCGAAGCAGAUUCGUGUUACGACGCCGUCGAUUUCCGCUACACGCUUUCUCUCGACGGGCGACAAAGGUCAAGAAAAGCAGCAGAACCCUCCAGAGCCCUUACCCAACAGACCCUUGCGAGGUGAGAGAUCUUCCAACUCUCACAGAGAACCACCCGCUAGACAAGCCCACGACCUUGGAAAGAUUGAUAAUACUCUGUCUGACGAUGGCUUCCUCGAGCAGUUCAAGCUUGGAGUCAAUCAGGAUUCACAGGAAACCCCCAAACCGGAACAAUACCCACAGGACCCCUUACUGCCGCCUGAAGAUUCCGAUGAAAUCUUCAAGAAAAUGAAGGAAGGAGGUCUCAUCCCUAACGCGGUCGCCAUGCUUGACGGCCUCUGCAAAGAUGGGCUUGUACAGGAGGCCAUGAAGCUUUUCGGAUUGAUGCGUGACAAGGGUACAAUCCCUGAGGUCGUUAUCUACACUGCUGUCGUUGAGGGCUUUUGCAAGGCUCAUAAAAUUGAAGACGCUAAGAGGAUUUUCAGGAAAAUGCAGACCAAUGGCAUUACUCCAAAUGCCUUCAGCUAUGGUGUGUUGGUUCAGGGAUUGUAUAAUUGCAACAUGCUUGACGAUGCUGUUACUUUCUGUUGUGAGAUGCUCGAGUCUGGUCACUCUCCCAACAUCCCCACUUUCGUUGGAUUGGUUGAUGCCUUGUGCAGAGAAAAGGGCGUUGAACAAGCCCAGUCCGCUAUUGAUGGCUUAAACCAAAAAGGAUUUGCUCUUAAUGUUAAGGCUGUCAAGGAGUUCAUGGAUAAAAGGGCUCCAUUUCCGUCUUUGGCUUGGGAAGCCAUUUUCAAGAAGAAACCAACCGACAAACCCUUGUGAUUUUCCUAUUUACUUACGCACUGCUGUUAAGUAUGCCGUCUCAGUAAGAUGUUUUCUUGACUUGUAAUAACAACCUUGAAAGUGAAAAUCAAUCUGCGUCUUUCUUCUUU